AAGAGAAAGCAAAAGAGGAGAAGCAACAGAAAAGCAACAGAUCGAGUAGCUGAUGGUCGCUGUGAUAAAGUAAACAUUCGGGAUUAAGAUGAGAGAGAGAUGAAGUUUGUCUGGCACUAGAGGUAGAGAGGGAGGGUGAAAGGAGAGAGUGGGGGCAGUGGGAGGGAGGAGAGACAGAAGAUCCAGCCCUCUGGGACAGCAGUUGUGUGUUUUGGGGGGUGGACAGAGUGGCUUUGAAUGCAGAACAUCACUGGACACCGACAGGAGGGUUGCUGUCAGUUGGUCUCUGUGUGUGUGUCUGUAGUGAAACCAGACCUACCUCUGAUCCCUGCACCACACACACACUCCUCUAUCUGCUGCCUUUUUCUUCCUCUAGUUUGAACCCCCCAAUAGUGCGGAUGAGGGUCUUGGAGAGCUGACAGAUGGAGGUCAGGAGCGUCAGGCUGUGAUGUGUAACUUGUUGGAUUAAACUUUCCCGAGGCUCAGCAGCAGCAGCAGCAGCAAUGGACUGGAGCCAGGAGGCGUGAAGUUAAAUGACUGGAGAAUCGGAAGACACUAAAAGCAGCCACCCUGUCUUGGCUCGAUUGUAGGUCUGUGUCUGGACACCGUCCAGGACUCUGUGUUGGUGCUUGAGUGUGUGCAGCCCAUGUUGGUGGCGAGCGAUGCGGAUCUGACCAAACUCAGCGCUCCCAUGCCCGCUGCUAUGCUCCCGUGUCCUGCGCCAGCCGGGUCUGACUGGAGCUUCCAGAACCCGGUGGGGGUGGACUGCAGCUCCCCUGAACCUCGUUGCAUUUGGCUGGCGGUUCUACGUGGAGGCACGACCUCGGAGCCACCCACUUCGCCACCUGCCAUGCCUAUUGGGCACAGCCAGAGCUCUCAUCAGCCCAGGGCUAAGGGGCGGAGGGAUGGUUUCUCCUCAGCCGGUGACAACCCUCGGCCGCCGAUGGCGACCCGGCCGGGAAGGGAGGGGGUCGGCAUGGGCUGGAAGGGUCCCCGGACGCUGGUCCUCCAUAAGAACUCCCAGGGUUUCGGUUUCACAUUACGCCACUUCAUCGUUUAUCCUCCAGAAUCCGCUUUGCACACUAACCUCAAGGAUGAGGAGAACGGUAACGGAAAGGGGUUUCAGAAAGGUCAGUUGGAGCCAAUGGACACUAUAUUUGUGAAGAACGUGAGAGAAAAGGGUCCGGCCCAUCAGGCAGGCCUGUGCACAGGGGAUCGUCUGGUGAAAGUGAAUGGAGAAAGUAUUCUAGGAAAGACGUACUCACAGGUGAUCGCCCUCAUUCAGAACAGUGAGAGCGUGUUGGAGCUCUCCAUUAUGCCAAAGGAUGAAGAUGUGCUUCAGUUGGUAAGUGCGUACUCCCAGGAUGCCUACCUGACGGGUAAUGAACCGUACGCUGGGGGAGCUGAAAACCUUCCGCCGCCACCCCCCCUAUGUUACCCACGCUCCAAGACGACGUCGGUUUCUGGAGCUCCCCUCUCAUCCCCCAUGGGCCAGAACCAGCUGGAUAACUGGAGUCGCUGGCCAGGUUCUUCCAGCCCCUCAUCACCCUUGGACAACCGAUCUGCUGUGUGCAGCCCCGCCAGCUGGCAGGAGGGGCGGCCAGGCGAGCCCGGUGGUGUGGGUCACAGCAGUCCAGCCCACCGCACAGAGGAGAUCCAGUACGGUAUGACCAGCCAGCAGCCUCAGGGCCAGAUUAGGGGACGCUCCUACUCUUCGUCUUCCUCCUCCGGAGGCCCUUUGUCCAGCCCGCUACAAGUUCACUACCCCAACCACCAUGGUGCCAGUUCUUCACAGGCUCAGCCACGCAAGUCCAGCUCAGCCUGGACCAGUCCCCCUCAGCCACAGGUCAGCCACAGCCGCAGUGACCGCUGCCAGCAGGCCCUCUCCGACUGGUACUACAACCAGCAGCCGGAUCGCUCAGUACGCAAGAUGCAGACCCGCCAUCGGAGCUACUCUCAAGACCGGCUCAGUGAAUCUAGGAGGCAGCAGCAGCGUACAGGUGGCUGGCCACACAGCGCCUCCCAGGACACUCUGCUCUUACUUCAGCAGUCAGGACCCGGACCCCAAGGGGAGCCAUACUGGUCCUACGGAGACCACACUGUCACUAACUAUACUCGAACACGCUCUGAAAAUUUGCUCGCCCUCUACGACCACCAUGGUCGCUCGUUAGAGAUGUUGGACCGAGGAGCAGCUGGACUGGUCUCGCCUCGGAUUGACAGGCCCGCGUGGCUCCAGCAGGCCCCCAAGCCUCCCCCGAGGACUGACGCUUACCACAGGCAGGGCAACCAUUUUAGCGCAGCGCAAGCUCCUCAAGUGUCCCGGCAGUCACAGCCAACCUCUAAACACCACCCACAGACCCACACCCAGCCACAGCCGGCGCCCACUCAGAGCAGGCGGCUUCCUCCUGGACAGAGCGUGGACGACCAGCCGGUGGGCUACCGUAGCUACAGCCCAUCUUUUUACCGCAAAACAGGCCGCAUCCUGCAGCAGGCUCAUUCGUUCAGGGACCCUUCAUACUCUGGCCCCCACUUAAACUGGAACCCAGUACCUAAAACCAGCCCUCCAGAGGGGACGCCAGCACCUCCCACUGCCUCCACCACAACUCCAGUUGCCUCGGCCACGCCCGAAUCCCAGGACAGAGGGUACAGGCCAACAAACCACGAGAGGGAACGAGGGGCAGUGGAAGGGCAGGCUGAAUUGGUGGCACAGACCCAGGAAGUGGUGAUGAGGCAGAAACCCCCCACGGGGCGGAGGAAUGUCCAGGGUAUGCGUCACCCUCACUACGCCCUGCCUUUGGAUGGGCUAGAACCCUCUUUGUUUUCUCCUGAUCCCAAAGACUCAGCCCCAGCUCCCGGUUCCACAGGAGAUGUAGCCUCAGGCAAACCAAAUGGAAACCUUGCUCCCCUCCCACUAGAGGAUGACUCUCUGGCCUCCAUCCCCUUCAUAGACGAGCCAACCAGCCCCGGCGCCGAUUUGCGCGCCCGGCACGUGCCGGCGUCCUCCGUUGUCUCCAGCGGCAUGAGUUCAACGCCCGCCGUGGUCAACAGCCCCGCAUCCCCCACCUUCACCUUCCCCCUCACUAGGCUCUUCUCACACGACUGCAGCAGUAUUAAAUCCAGUCGCCGUUCCUCCUAUGUUCUAGCCAUCUCCAGCGAGCGCUCCAAGUCAUGUGACGAAGGACUCAACACGUUCAGAGAGGACGGACGAUCCUUGAGGCUUCCAAAAAGAGUGAAGAGCUUCUUCACAGAUGGGUCUCUGGACAACAUCGGGACAGCGGAGGAGGUUCGGUCGAAACGUCACUCCACCUCGGAGCUGGGAAACAUCACUUACAGCGAUGUAUGGCGAGAAGGAUGGCUGCACUACAAGCAGAUCCACACCGAGAAGGGCAAGAAGGUAGGCAGCGCCAUGCGUCCGUGGAAGCGUGUCUUUUCGGUUCUUCGCUCCCAAUCGCUGUUCCUCUACAAGGAUAAGCGGGAGGCGGUGCUUCGCGGAGCCACAAUUGGAGGUUCGGCCGAGGAUGAGCAGCCGAUCAGCAUCCAGGGCUGCCUGGUGGACAUCGCGUACAGCGAGACCAAACGAAAGCACGCCCUCCGGCUGACCACCCAGGACUUCUGUGAGUACUUGCUGCAAGCAGAGGACCGGGAGGACAUGCUGAAUUGGAUAAAGGUCAUCGGGGAGAACAGCAAGAUAGACAACGAGGAGCUCGGCUUUUCCAGGCAGGCCCUCAUUAAUAAGAAGCUUAAUGACUACAGAAAACAAAGUCCAACUGUCAACAAGCCAGACUCCUCUCCCAAGUUGUCCCGUAUGAAGCCUCCCUUCCUGCUCAAUAAGACGGAGAACGCUGCUGGAGCGCCACGCUCGCCCAAACCAGAAGGCAAAGAUGAGAGCAGCCCUCCCAAGUCUCCAUGGGGAAUUAACAUCAUGAAGAAAGCAAAGAAAGCUGGGCCCAAAGCUUUCGGUGUGAGGCUGGAGGAAUGUCAACCUGGUACAAAUAACAAGUUCGUUCCAAUGAUUGUGGAGAUCUGCUGUGGCCUCGUGGAGGAGAUGGGUCUGGAAUACACCGGCAUUUACCGAGUCCCAGGGAAUAACGCCAUGGUGUUGCUGCUCCAGGAGCAGCUCAACAAGGGCGUGGACAUCAACCCUGCAGAGGAGAAGUGGCAGGACCUCAAUGUCGUCAGUAGCUUACUCAAAUCCUUCUUCAGGAAACUCCCAGAGCCACUCUUCACCAACGACAAGUACAACGACUUCAUCGAUGCCAAUCGGAUGGAAAAUGCAUCCGACAGACUGAAGACCAUGAAGAAGUUGAUCCGCGACCUCCCAGAUCAUUAUUACCACACUCUCAAGUUCCUGGUUGGUCACCUGAAGACUGUAGCCGACAACUCGGAUAAAAACAAGAUGGAGCCUCGUAACUUGGCUCUCGUGUUUGGGCCGACGCUGGUUCGGACGUCUGAGGACAACAUGAAAGACAUGGUCACUCACAUGCCCGACCGCUACAAGAUCGUAGAAACGCUCAUACAACACUGCACCUGGUUUUUCACUGACGAGCUAGACAAGGAUGAGAAGACACCAGUGGACACGGAGGACGUGCAGCCCGCCCCCAACAUCGACCACCUGCUCUCCAACAUCGGCAGGACCGCUCUGCUCGGCGAAGCCUCGGAUUCAACCAACAGUGAUUCAGCGAAAUCAAAGGGGUCAUGGGGGUCAAAGAAGGACCUCACAGCCAAGGAAUUCCUGGCUCUGUCCAUCAUGUCAGCGGUUACUGGCCGCAAACGCAGGAAGCGCCAUAACGCCCGCCGCGUGGGCAGCAGCACCGACGACGACUCUGAGCAUGAGCCGAUCAAAGCUGGACAUUUAGGGGCAGGAGAGGAAGAGGAGGUGGAGUCGCCAGUAGGAGACACUGCUCCUCGAGCAGAGGGAGAGGAGGAUGACGACGAAGAGGAAGAAGAGGACGAGGAGGAGGAGGAUGAGGAAGUUGUAGAGAGCGGAGUGAAAGAGGAGCGACAAGAGGAGCCGGCCGUUAAACCCAAUCGGUUGUCCUGUAAAGUGGAAGAGGAGGCGGGAGGAAGGCAGGCAGCCAUGUUAAACGAGGAGGAGGAGGUGCAGGCGGAGGUGAAGGGGCCUCAGUGGCGAGCUCCAGAGGAUGCUCGCUCUAUAGUUUCAGGUUACUCCACCCUCUCUACUUUAGGGAGGAGCUUGGGAUCUGAGGGGAGGGGGGACGAUGCUGAUGAUGAACACAGCGAGCUGGUGAGCGAGACAGAUAAUGAGAGCGGCUUCGCCUCGCGCUCUCUUACACAGGAGAGACCCGAUAAACACCCGGCGCCACCUGUAAACACGCAGCUGCUGGCGCCGCCGCGAAGCUUUCUCUACACACACUACAAAAGCCCCGCUCUGUCAACCAGUAACAUUCUCACCCCACCCACUUCCCUCACACAGAGACCAGACUCCACAGAGAGGAGCGACGGAGGGGCCCGCUCCACCACACCUUCUUCCUCCUCCUUCUCGUCCUCCUCCACCACUCACAGACUGCACUCGCGGCCUUCCUUUAACUCCCACAAGCUGAUCCAGUGCGACACUCUGGCCAGGAGGAAGCUGAAGUCUGAGAAAAACAAGACUCGCUCCCUGGACCUGAUGGAGUCUCCCGAGGGCACGGCUCCAUCCGAGGGCUCCGGCUCAGGAACGGAAGGUGCACCCACAGCAAAGAGGGAUACCUCCAGAACCAACACUUCCUCAGGCAGCAGCCAGGAGAGUCUGCGCCCAGCCCGACCCAAGCCUGCAGUGCUGCCCAGCGAGGCCGCUUCCUUCACUCCGACCGGCCCGGGCGGGAAGUCGCUGGCCGAUCAGGUCCGCGCCCGACUGCUAGGCUCAGCUGACAACCUGCACCGCGUCGGACUGCGGAAACCACCGUCACCCGAGACGCGCAGGAAGAAGCGGGCUUGGCGCAGACACACUGUGGUGGCUUCCCCGACUGAGAUGUCCGAUAAGAGACCCCAGCUGAUUGUCAGCGAUUUCCCCUUAUCUCCUAACAAUCAAAACCAGGUCAAAACACAAGGGCUGCCUCGGGAUGCAGAAGGUCUUGACCAAGGACCGGCUACACGUCAAGCACCCACCUCCAAUUUCCACCAGUACCUUUGAACCCUGACCCCAACCACCGCUCCAAGAAAAGAGGCCAAAGCUGCUGAUUCUCAGUUUGUGCGUAAGGAUGGGGGAGUGGAUGUCCAGCUGAGCUGCUGACGGCCUGCAGGUCAGUAAACUGGCAGCAGUGCAAACGGGGAUGUGGUUGGUGGACAGGUGAAAAACGGCCCACCUUAUUUGUUGUUGUUGUUGUUGUUUUUUUACUUUUCAUUGAGCUCCAUUUGCAUGGCAGGGUGCGUUCCAGUGUUGCCAAAGCUUUCAUUUUCUUUUUCCUUUAAGUGUGCUCUUAUAGAAAUGAUAGGACAGAGACACAAACAGACGUCAUCACGGUCGACGUAAGAGCCAAGAAUUCUGAUUCGUGUAACAACUGAGCAUCCCUCGUCUUCUCUUCCUUCCUGUCUGGAUCACAGAUGACGUAAAUUAAAAGUUUAAUCGACCAGACGAGGAUGCUGAAAUGCAGCUUCUACAGUUAUUAAAAAAAAAAAAA
Pundamilia nyererei is the source of this 6620-nucleotide messenger RNA. It is a transcript of the gene arhgap23a, whose product is annotated as Rho GTPase activating protein 23a. Gene Ontology annotation, molecular function: protein binding. Gene Ontology annotation, biological process: signal transduction. The record is from RefSeq and is a predicted model, not a curated record. Bases 647 to 6133 code for a protein of 1828 amino acids. The transcript is spliced from 24 exons. NCBI's taxonomy places the organism in Eukaryota, Metazoa, Chordata, Actinopteri, Cichliformes, Cichlidae.